UUGACUUCUGUUUUAAAUUGGAAUUUUUUUAGCAUAAAAUGUAUAAACGAGUUGUUUUAUUAUUGGACCCAAAGUUGGACGUUGCACCUUCCAUCCCCGCUAAACCGGCCUGCUAAUACCAAGUUUUAGAGAGACACAUGGUAUUCUUCGUUGUCUCAGUGCUAUAAAAAGGGUCGUGGCUAUCUGAGACAAAACGUCACCUCUAAAUUUACUCAAACAUCUAUUCACACAUACGCACAAGAAGAUAUAAACUAGAGUGACUUGGAUUCCGAUGGAGGAAGAGAGACGAAGCGAAGAAGAAAGCUCUCAUCUUUGGAAUCCUUUUCAUUUCUUUAACGAAGCUAUCAAGAGCUUCCUGAAGUGUCUUGGUCUUCAUAUCUCCCCUUCUCCUUCGGCAUCUUCGGAGGCUCCAAACGGCGAGGUGACAACAAGGGGAAUGAUAGUCAGGUCAAAGCAAAGAGGGAGAGAGACACCUAGCUCUGGAAGGCCAGGCCGCCACAACUAAGGAGUUGAUUUGUUCGUUAAUUUGCUGCUAUCACCCAUACACGUGGAAAACGGAUUACAAGUGCAUGCAAUUUCACGUUCAUUCAUAAUCAUCGUAAAUGUGUAUAUAUUGUUUCUUCUAAUGACCGUUUCACUUCAUGAAGUUUUUUCACAAGGUUCUAAA
Molecule: messenger RNA, 667 nt
Organism: Raphanus sativus (radish)
Lineage: Eukaryota; Viridiplantae; Streptophyta; Magnoliopsida; Brassicales; Brassicaceae
Product: precursor of elicitor peptide 1
Exons: 2
Coding region: 272-505 (77 amino acids)
Biological process (GO): innate immune response
Source: RefSeq, a predicted model, not a curated record